ACGAAACUAAAAGUCAGAGGUCAGAAAUUAGAUCCAUGCUGAAGUUCAGUGUAAUUUAGGACGACUGAAUCUUCUGCACUGUCGUCGCGAUGGUGGAUUACAGCGUUAAUGGCUCCGUGGCCGUGUUAAUGGUCAACAAUCCGCCUGUCAACGCCCUAGGCCAUGCUGUGCGCGUUGGUCUGAAGACAGGCAUAGAGAGAGGGGCUAAAGACAGCCGAGUCAGAUCUAUCAUCAUCAUCGGCAAAGGGCAAACGUUUCCCGCAGGGGCAGAUAUCAGGGAAUUUGGAAAACCUAGCAAAGAACCGUGGUUGACGGCGGUGGGUAACUUGAUAGAGACGUGCAGUAAGCCAGUGGUGGCCGCAAUCCAUGGAACGUGUCUGGGGGGAGGGCUGGAGAUAGCCCUGUUCAGUCACUACCGCAUCGCCGUAUCCUCAGCAAGGGUAGGAUUCCCAGAGGUGACCCUGGGGCUUUUACCAGGAGCAGGGGGCUCCCAGAGGCUGUCACGGUUGACCGGACUCCCUGUUGCCAUGGAGAUGAUAUCUUCAGGCCGCCAUGUACCAGCCAGAAAAGCAAAGGAAUAUGGUAUUAUAGAUGAGAUUGUGUCAGGGGACUUAUUGAAAACAGCAUUAAAGUUUGCCCAAGAAGUUCAAAGUCGACCUUUCAAGGACAGAUGUCUGAGGUACAAGGUCGUUCCCAAUGCUGACAGAGUUGAGGAGUAUGCCUCAGCUGCACUGACCCAAGUGAAAAAGAAAUACAAGGGCUUUGAAGCCCCUGUGGCUUGUGUGCAAGCUGUAAGAUCCUCAGCUGAACUCUCCUAUGAAGAAGGUAUGAAACGUGAGCGGGAUCUAUUCCUUCAGCUGGGACAAUCAGGACAGGCCAAAGCGCAACAAUACGCCUUCUUUGCAGAGAGAGCUGUAACAAAGUGGCAGAUGCCUGGGGGGAGUUAUAAAACAGCCAAGCCCCUCCCUGUGAGGAGUACAGCGGUCAUUGGGGGCGGGACCAUGGGGUCAGGGAUUGCUGUGUGUCUUCUGAGUGCUGGUCUACCUGUGUAUCUACUGGAGCAGAACGAAAAGUUUCUUCAGAGUGGAGUUAAGCUGAUUGAAAACAUCAUGGCUGGUAGUGUAAAGCUUGGUAAAGUCUCCAUGGAAACAGCAAAAAGGGCAGCAACUCUGCUGAAACCCACACUAAGUUAUGAUGACAUCAAAGAUGUAGAUUUGGUUAUAGAAGCUGUUUUUGAGAAUCUUGACAUCAAAAAGGAGGUUUUUUCUAAGCUUGACAAAAUAUGUAAGCCAUCAGCCAUAUUGUGUACCAAUACCUCUACCAUCGAUAUAGACAGGAUAUCAUCCGCCACAUCUCGGCCUGAAAAAGUGGUUGGCACACAUUUCUUUGCACCUGCUUAUCACAUGAAACUCUUGGAGAACAUUUAUGGAACUAAAACCUCACCUGAAGCUGUUGCCACGGUGAUGAAACUAGGAAAGACCAUCAACAAGGUGCCCGUGUUGGUGAAGAGUUGCCAUGGAUUCUUAGCUAAUAGAAUGAAUGCCCCAUUUGGCUCUGAGGCGAUUUUCCUGGUAGAGGAGGGAGCAAGCCCACAGGAAGUGGACAGGGUCAAUGAGGAUUUUGGGAUGCCGAUGGGGCCAUUCAAAGUUAGGGACUUGUCAGGUAUUGACAUCUCCUGGAGAAUAAACAGAGAGGUUGCCAAGGUCCUGGGUACCUCCAUCACCAAGGAAACCAGAUUCCUGGGGGGCAACAGAUACUGUGGCCUGAAUGAUGACUUCUAUGAUAAAGGCAGAUAUGGAAGAAAGACUGGUAAAGGCUGGUACAUGUAUGAGAAGGUGGGAGGGAAAACUGCGGUAGCUGAUCCAGAGGCUGAGGAGAUUAUCAACAGCUACAGACAGAGGAGGGGGAUCGUCAAACGAAAAAUCACCCCACAGGAGAUUUUUGAGCGGCAAUUUUAUUCAGCCAUUAAUGAAGGUUUCCGUAUUUUAGAAGAAGGAAUUUGCAACAUGCCAGAAGAAAUAGACAUUUCAUGGAUCUAUGGGUUCAGCUACCCCAAGUACAGAGGAGGACCCAUGUUUUAUGCUAGCCAGAUAGGACUGCAGAGAGUAUAUGACAGAAUAUGCCAUUAUCAGGAAACAUGUCCAUACAGCAUACACUGGGUUCCAAAUCGACUUCUGAAGAAACUCGCGGAGAACAAUGUGCCAUUUACCCAGUGGGCCAAUCAUGUAUCCAAGAGCAAAAUGUGAUUCAAACCGUGCCAAACUGUACUUUAUUACCUACAUAUACAAUAUUACAAUCAGAAGGUGUUAACAUAUUGGAAUUAUUUAUCCUAGUGAUGCAUCUUUGUAUUGUCAGGGAUGUAGGAACAAUGUUAAACUUUGUUACCUAGGUGAUGCUCAAAUGCAUUAGUCCCAUUGUCAUGAGUCUAAUAUAUACAUGUAAAUUUAAGUCUUUACCUGUGAACUAUUAAUUUGUUGCAUGUAUGAAAUGAUGUACAAUUGUUAUUCAAUUAUAUAUUAUACUAUAUCCAGAUUUCUUGUGAUUUAUGGGUGGACAUAAAAUACUGGUGAACUGAAUGGCUGAAUGAAAUUUAAUCAUUUUAACUUAAUUGUUGCAUGACAUUGUACAGUAUGAAACCAAAUUUGUUGUUUUAAAUAUAUAUGAUAUAAUUAUCAUGAUCUCAGAUGAUUUUUGUUGAUAUAUAAAACACUUAAAUUAAAGGCUGAAUAAAUUUUGAUAAUAAAACUGGUAUAUACAUGUACCGAAUAUUUUAUUGCUACAACCUUUUUACCAUAAUUAUAAAAUAAAUUUGAAUAUUACAAGUGUACACCGUGUUAUCAUAAACAACACCAUGCAAUAUUGGAAUACAGUUUUAUAUCUAAAUUAACUUUUUAAGCUUGAUAUAUAAUCACUAGAAAAAUAAAAUUUGAAUAACAUUGUAUAACAACAUUGUAAAACUGCAUGUUAAGGUUAUUUGUGUAUUUCCUGUAAGACUUUUUUCUUCUGGUUGUGUCAUGAAUAAAAAAUGUUAUUAUUUACUAAAUAAAUGGUCUUUAAGAAUUGUAAAAUUGAUAUUACAUAUAAUCAUAACUUAAAUUAUGGUGAUAUUUGUUUAUUGUUAUACUUUCAUGUUAAAUACUGAAAUCUGAUUGGUUAAGACGCAGUUAAUAAUAUUUACUAUUACCCUCAGCGUUAGCAACGCACUUGGCAACGGGUAACAUUAAAAAAUGUUACAUGCGCGAAAAUUAUGCGCGUACGGUUCGCUGUAGAAUUCACGUUAUUCCUAUAUAAAAGCAGUAAAAUUUUCUUAAAAUUUUUAAAAAAGACAUUCAGUAUAACAAAAUAAAUAGUGCCUGUUUGGGAGGAUAACAGUUGAAAUUGACACCCCUCGAAAACCAUUGUCAACCUCCGCUUCUCUUCGCGUCGGUUGACAAUGGUUUUCUCGGGGUGUCAAUUUCAACUGUUACCUUCCCAAACAGGCACUAUUUAUAUAUUAACAUAUACUAGAAUUUACUAGUUCAUCACAUUUUGUCUUUCUUCACAAUGAAGAUUAAAAGAUAAGUAUCCAUUUAUUAUACACUUGACUUAACAAGUUUUACCGUGUUAAAUUUGUCUUUUUAAUUUACAAAUAAUUAUUAUCAGACCUAAAGCUCUUUAAGUGUUGUAUUGAAUAAGGAGUUUGCACGAUUGUUCAAUUUGAAAAUUACUUAAUCUUUUAAUUAAUGCCCAUGAAAAAUAUUACUGUAACAAAUGCAAGCUACAAUUUAAUAUUGCAAUAUCUACAUACUUAUGACUUAAUGCAAUUAUAGAUCCCUUCACGUUAACUGCAAUACUUUUUUUUUUUGCAGGGCCAAUUGACAUAGAUUGGUGAAUUAUCAUGUAACAUCAAUUGUUUGAAUCAUUUAAUUAUCUACCGACUAAACUUUGCCAGAAUAUAUCAAUUUACCCUGCAAGAGGGCAGAUUCAAAGUUACCUGCAAAGACUAAUUACUACGUUAUGUGUGAAUUGUCUGGUUUAUUGCUUUUUGAUUGUAACAGUGUUAUACUUUUUAUGAUUUUGAGAAUAAAAAUUCUUGUUAAUUUAUUUCUUGAUUUAAAGUGAAAUUCGAUCUUUAUGCAAAAAGUAUAAGCUGGGUUAAAUAUCAUUAUUAUGUAUAAAUGUACAUUUAAGUUCAUUGACCUUGAAUCAAGUUUCCACUCAAAUGUAAAGGUCAUAGCAGACCUUCUGCGUGAACUACUUGUUUGGAAACUACUAGUACAAAU
Magallana angulata is the source of this 4262-nucleotide messenger RNA. Its product is annotated as peroxisomal bifunctional enzyme-like. Gene Ontology annotation, biological process: fatty acid beta-oxidation. The record is from RefSeq and is a predicted model, not a curated record. Gene Ontology annotation, molecular function: (3S)-3-hydroxyacyl-CoA dehydrogenase (NAD+) activity; NAD+ binding. Bases 90 to 2246 code for a protein of 718 amino acids. Gene Ontology annotation, cellular component: peroxisome. NCBI's taxonomy places the organism in Eukaryota, Metazoa, Mollusca, Bivalvia, Ostreida, Ostreidae. The transcript is spliced from 18 exons.